CCUUUCUGGUUUCCAUGACGCUCUGAAGGAUAGGUUGUCUCUCUACCCUUUUAGUUCCUUGCUUCGUCUCUACUCCUAAACCUGCUUAACUUUCCCUCUUUUGUAGUCUCCUGGUGAAGCUUUCCUGGAGUUAGUACAUCAUCAUAUGUUUCUGUCUGGCGUUAAGCCUUUCCAGCUUUUCUCUUGCAUUUCUUGAAGCAGUUUCAGUACUGGAGUCUUCAGAGAGGCACUUUCUUCACCGGAGACAGCAAUGCCGGCGGCAACUAGCGACGCUGCAGGACCAAGCUCCAGCCCAGAUGGCUUGGCAGCCACCAUGAAGAAGCGCAACAGGCCUCAGUGUAAACUUAUCAUCAAUUUAGUCAGCAAGAGCUUCCAGCAUGCAAGCCUAUACUGACGCCCCAGAUGGUUAUUCCUGUGCUUGUGUUUGUGGGCAUAACUUCCAUUCCUAUUGGCCUUGCUUGUAUCGCAGCGUCAACUAAGACGAUGUAUUGGAAACACAGGUAUGUGAAGAGCCGUAGCGAUGCGCAGCUGAGAAAUCCUAAGAAGGUCAGGGACACACGAACUUGCAAACCUGAAGCUACUGCAGAUGGAAGCCCCAUUGUCCCCUGCGGGCUCGUAGCUUUGAGCCUGUUCAAUGACACAUACAGCUUCACCCGUGGCGACGAGACGCUGACGGUGAGCAAGCAAGGUAUUUCAUGGAGGAGCGAAAGGGAGCACAUAUUUGGUAAGCGUGUGUAUCCAAGGAACUUUCAGAAUGUGACUCUGAUUGGUGGCGGUAAGCUUGAUCCAAGCAAACCUCUGAGUAAGCAGGAGGAUCUGAUGGUCUGGAUGCGCGCAGCUGCGCUCCCGGCCUUCCGAAAGCUGUACGGAAGGAUUGAGGCUGACGAGUUGAUAACAGUGACGAUGCGCAACAACUACAACACGUACAGCUUCGGCGGGAAGAAGACGCUGGUUCUGUCCACCGCCGGCGUGCUGGGAGGCAAGAACAGCUUCAUCGGGUUUUCUUCGACGCGAAAUUCAAAUUCGAGUUUUCUUCGACGCGAAAUUGAGUGCCUAUUUUUUUAAAAAUGACGGUUUGCAUCCUACGUGUCCUAACAUCUUGUUGAUGCAGAAAGCUGAAAGUUGAACUUCCAUUAUCUGAAAAAAUGGAAAGAAGGAAAUGGUGCCGUCUCAAUGUACUGAACACGGUGUCGUUUUGCUUGCAGGAAAGAACAGAAUCUCAUGUUGCGGUCCCGACUUGCACGAUGAUCAUGCUUCGAGUCGUGUAUGUAUACAACCACCAGAUUCGCUUCCUAACCUGGGUGGUGAUUGCUCUUUUGAACUUUUUAGAUUGAUGAUUGUUUGUAGCAACAUAUUUCAGUAAUAUACAUGCGUGUGGUUUGCAAGUGAA
This is a messenger RNA of Phragmites australis (common reed), 1390 nucleotides long. RefSeq names its product ALA-interacting subunit 5-like. The record is from RefSeq and is a predicted model, not a curated record. The transcript is spliced from 5 exons. Lineage: Eukaryota; Viridiplantae; Streptophyta; Magnoliopsida; Poales; Poaceae. Gene Ontology annotation, cellular component: endoplasmic reticulum; plasma membrane; Golgi apparatus. Bases 403 to 1065 code for a protein of 220 amino acids.